Messenger RNA from Apodemus sylvaticus (European woodmouse), 3651 nucleotides. It is a transcript of the gene Ppp1r3e, whose product is annotated as protein phosphatase 1 regulatory subunit 3E. The record is from RefSeq and is a predicted model, not a curated record. NCBI's taxonomy places the organism in Eukaryota, Metazoa, Chordata, Mammalia, Rodentia, Muridae. Gene Ontology annotation, biological process: regulation of glycogen biosynthetic process. The transcript is spliced from 2 exons. Gene Ontology annotation, molecular function: glycogen binding; protein phosphatase 1 binding. The coding region runs from base 214 to 1053 and encodes 279 amino acids. Gene Ontology annotation, cellular component: protein phosphatase type 1 complex.
CGGAUAGUCUGACACCCGGGCUGGCCGCCAAAGGAAGGGAAAGAUGGUCAAGAAAACCGAGCGGGCAGGGUACGCGGGGUGACAGCAAGGAGAGUCCACAGCCAGCAGCUGCUGAGCAGCCAGCCCUACACCUUAUGCUCGGACACAGAGCCGGCAGGAGAGCGAGGACGCGCCGGGCACUGUGCGCUGGCCCCGCUGGGGCGUAGGGGUGACAUGUCCCACGAGCGGCCACCGCGCACGGACAUCCCCCGCAACCUGAGCUUUAUAGCAGCCUUGACCGAGCGGGCGUACUACCGCAGCCAGCGGCCCAGCCUCGAGGAGGAGUCGGAGGAGGAGCCCGGGGAGGGCGGGACCCGGCCGGGUGCCCGCUCGCGGGCUCACGUUCCGGGUCGGGGGCGCAGGGCCCGCUCUGCGCCCGCGGGUGGUGGCGGGGCGCGAACAGCCCGCAGCCGCAGCCCUGACACUCGCAAGAGAGUGCGUUUCGCCGACGCGCUGGGGCUGGAGCUGGCCGUAGUCCGGCGCUUCCGCCCGGGGGAACCGCCCCGGGUGCCCCGCCACGUGCAGGUGCAACUACAGAGGGACGCCCUGCGCCACUUCGCGCCGUGCCCGCCGCGCGCCCGCGGCCUCCAGGAGGCGCGCGUCGCCCUGGAGCCAGCCCUGGAGCCGGGCUUCGCCGCCCGGCUGCAAGCGCAGCGCAUCUGCCUGGAGCGCGCAGAUGCGGGCCCUCUGGGCGUGGCCGGGAGCGCGCGCGUGCUGGACCUGGCCUACGAGAAGCGCGUGAGCGUGCGCUGGAGCGCGGACGGCUGGCGCAGCCUGCGGGAGUCGCCCGCCUCCUACGCUGGUCCAGCUCCGUCCCCGCCGCGGGCUGACCGCUUCGCCUUUCGCCUGCCCGCGCCUCCGGUCGGCGGUGCGCUGCUCUUCGCCCUUCGCUACCGGGUUACCGGACGCGAGUUCUGGGACAACAACGGCGGCCGUGACUACGCGCUCCUUGGGCCCGAGCACCCUGGCGGUGCGGGAGCCUCGGAGCCCCAGGGCUGGAUCCAUUUUAUUUGAGACUAGGCUCCUCCAGGCCACCGCAGGGAAAAAUCGGAGGCGUCCAGGCAUGGGGUGGGGGGCGGGGGGAGGCUGUGGUGCCAGGAAGCAGGGAACCACAAUUAGCAGAUGGGUGGAGAGCGGUCCCAGAGUCAACGCGGAGGUGGCUGGAAACCGCCUGCGAAACUCAGAGAAAUUGGGGUGAGAACCACCAGGUGGAGGAUUGUGAGCUAGAAGGCCCGGAAAGGCUCUGGAAGGUCAAGAAGCCUUGGGCUGGGAAGCUUUAUGGACUGAGGAGCUUUGCCCAGUGAAGUCAUUUGGAUUGCUUCCCGCUUACCGGCCUUACCACCUCACGUCCCUUACCCUGCCCAUCCUAGCUUCAUCUGAGCCGAAAUUGCCUUGCUUAACCCCAGGAAGUUGACCAUUGCCCUCUGGCAGUAUGACCGGAUUUCCUUCCUCUCUCUGCAGUUCGUGGCUUCAGUCUUCAAGGACUGGGAUUGGGGUGUGUGUGUGUGUGUGUGUAUGACAGUUUUUCCUUCAGCCACCAAGCAAGCAUUAAAUAGUGAGGCAUCUAAGGGGUUCACAUAGGCUUCCAGAAAGAUAAAUGCCAGCCUUACUUUUCUGGAUGUCUUCUUAAAACUUCUAAGCACUUUAGGUCAAGGGACAGUGAAUUAUAGAAACCCCUGCUGAUUUAUUCUUUGUGACUCUUAAAGAGGAAACCACUGAGUCUCUGUAUGAUUGAGCAGGUUUCUCUGUGUCUUUGGGCUCCAUUUUCCUCUGAGAAAGUGGAGUUAGGUGGUUCCCUGAGGCCUCCUCUUCUCUCUCAAGGCUUCUCUCUCUCUCUCUCUCUCUCUCUCUCUCUCUCAACAUGCUCUCCAGCCCAAGUGACCCACUAUGCUCUUAGGGAUGCUUUUUUUUAAAAAAGGAUUUAUUAUAUGUAAGUACACUGUAGCUGUCUUCAGACACACCAGAAGAGGGUGUCACAUCUCAUUACAGAUUGUUGUGAGCCACCAUGUGGUUGCUGGGAUUUGAACUCAGGACCUUCGGAAGAGAGCAGUCAGGGCUUUUAACCGCUGAGCAAUCUCUCUUGCCCAAGGGCUACAGGUGGUUUUGUUGUUGUUGUUGUCGUUGUUGUUUUGGCGUUUUAUGGUCUGUUCAUGGCACAAUAUAGGUUAGAAAAGACAUCUUUCAACCUAGUGCUACAAUUAAAGAUCACACAGCAAGCCAGGUAUGGUGGCACACACAGGAAGACUGUUUUGAGUUUGAGGCCAGCCAGGACUACAAAUGAUUACUAUGCUAUCCUGGGCUACAUUUGACUCGCACAAAAUUGAAAGAAAAGGAGGAGGAGAAGAGGAAGAAGGAGGAUAAGGAGAAGAAACAAGACUUAGGCAGCACACUGAGCCUGUGGCUGCAGGUGAGCGGAGUUCAAAUGACCCAGGACCCAGGCAGCAGCCAGCGGAGCCUCUGUGUCUGUAUCUCCCGAGCCAGAGCACACCCUGUGCCCUUUGGGUUCUGUUCUUGCCUCCGCAGACUUCCAGUCUGGGUUCUCAGAGAAAACUGGAGAAGAGUACAGCUGUCAGGGAAAGUGCUGCUUGGGAGCCCCAGAAUGAGCCGGCGCUGGAAGUCCGGAGGGUAAAGGACUGGGUGUAAGACAGAAACAGAGGGAGUACCAUUUGAGGGUGAAGUGGCACGAGAAGGUGGCAGUUUGAGCCGUACCCUGACCCAGUGAAAUGGAGAACCUGGAGUCUUCUCUGAUAGCCGUUCUCACUUCACGGCCUUCCUGAGGGGCUCAGGCCUCCUGGUUGUUUCCCUUGUCCUGCCUUUCCUCCCUUCCCACCACUUGUUUCUUUGAAUAUGUAGGACGCUUAUCUUUAUUCCAUCUCUUCACCCAUGUUGGUCUCCCUCUCCCUUGAGAUGGACCAGAGCUGUAGCUUCUUUCUUCUAAGGCCAUAGUUGAUCCACUUUCCUCAGACACCUCUCUGAAGGGGAAAGAAUUCCUAAUGUCACAGUUGAAUGAGGACCGCCCAGGAAACUGGCUUGCCACACCCCUUUCCAUUACCAGCGUCUUGACCAGUUUCUCACGUCCCUUCUUCUCUGCCAGGUACCUACAUGUACAUUCAGAAUUCAGUUUGGGGCUUGUUCCUUCGCCUCUCUGGUCAUGCCUUAGAUAAAUGCCCAUUUAAGCAUCAUCUUACCUCGUGAAGAACACCGUUGGAUGCAUCUGUGGACCACCUUCAGGUUCAGCAAAGUAAAGGAAAGAACUGUCUUGGAAACUCCCGAACAAUGCACUCUCUAGUCUUCAGCAAGAGCCCAGGAAGGCUGGGUUGAAGUUCAGGUGUUAUGACAUCAUCCUUAAUGUGUGUGUUAUUGUUAUGUCAUAUUAACAGUAGUAACAGCUCCCAUUUAACCUUCGUGUGCUAAGUGUUCUACAUGCAUGUUUAAAGUGGCACUGUGACUUGAGCAUUAUUAUCCCUCUUUUAGAAAUAAGUCUAAGCUAGGUACUUUGUUCAGGAUUAUAGGAUUGCGAGCCCAGGAAGGCCCACAGUCUGUGUGUAACCCUGGUGGUAUGUAUUUUUUUUCUUUAAGAACAAAAUUAAAGACUUUGCUAUAUAUCUUCCA